CUUAAUUUUCUUGCUCCUGCAUCGUGCGCAAGCCUCAUGGGAGCGUCUGAGACGCCUCGGUUCUGAAGGAGAGCUGAUGCCGUUCUCACUUCCGUCCGCCUUUCGUCGUUUCUUGUUCGAUGGAGGGGGCGCCUGUUGCUGGGCCUGUUGGGGCUGGGGUUGCUGGAGGUGCUGUUGCUGCUGAUCCAUUUGCAAAGCGGAGUGUAGGGACGGUGAGAGGUUGAGGUCGGUGUGAGGAGGGAGUAUGUGUGUCAUUUUUUUUGGUUUAUCCAGCUAUCAGCUUCCUAGUCCCUGCCUGCACACACGCACAGCAGCGGUGUUGUGCUCAGCACGAGCUCAGCGCGUUACUCGUCCCCAAUCUUAAUCCAGCCUUGCUUUGUGGAAGUUGCCGAGUGAUUCCCACGGUCUCAUUAGUCAUCCACACCACCAAUACCGGCACGGACCAGCGCCGCACUGCACAGCUCGUCCGCCUGCCAUGCACCACUCGAAUGCUUCAGAGUACACCCUGGCUUCCGUGCGUGUCGACGAGCAGGAAGAGGACUCAAGGACACCCCUAUUGCCCUCAACAGCAUCAGAUAACAAUAUCUAUGGGGCCAUCCCAAGCAUUUCGCACGAUCAACGGCCCACCUCCUCGCAGCUGCUCUUCAGCGCUGCCAUCAGGAUGGCAGUCGUGUUUGUAGCCAGUUCCCUUGUCCUUGGCGGCGUCCUCUGGAUUGCCCUGCCCACCCUCCAAGAUGACGACCGGGAGUCGCUUCACAUACCCACGUCAUUUGACGAUCUCCAAGCACUCAAUGCCCUGCUGAACAAGUACCGCGACAUCUAUCCUUACCGUAUCGUAAUCUGUUAUGUCACAACGUAUUUAUUUUUGCAAGCAUUUUCGCUACCCGGAUCUAUGUAUCUAUCCAUCCUCGGUGGAGCAGUAUGGGGGGUCCCACGUGCACUUCCGUUGGCAUGUACUUGUGUUGCGACGGGUGCUUCCCUCUGCUACCUCAUUAGCGCUGCGUUCGGUCCCGCCCUCCUUACAAUCCCGAGGUGGAAGUCCCACCUCGACAAAUGGUCUGUUAAGCUCGCAUCUCAGAAAGACAAUAUCUUCUCUUUCCUGAUCGUCCUCCGCAUCGCACCCCUGCCCCCGCAUUGGGUAAUAAAUGUCCUCUGUCCACACGUCGGAAUAGGGCUCGUUCCGUUCUGGAUAAGCACUUGGCUGGGCGUGUUUGGUGUCACGGUCAUCCACACGACGAUCGGCCGUGGCUUAAACGAAAUGACGUCGGCGGACGACUUCCAUCUCAUCUCCUGGAGGAACUUUUUCUUAUUAUCAGCGGUCGUUGUCGGCGUGUUGAUACCUGUUGGGCUGCGAACCUAUUUUAAACGGGAGGUGGCAUCGGCAGCAGAUAUCGAGGAAGCCGAUGAGCUGCUGGCAGAAGAUGGAGAUCGUGUCCUGGCUGUGUCGCCAGUAACACGUGUCAAGAAAACGGCGAUUCGACAGGCCGUCGACCCCACUGACGACGAGGGCAGUGAAGCAUCGAUAUCGCUGUUUGACGACAGCGGGGAUGAAGACGUCGUUCUAGAGGCUGGCCCGGCUGUCGUGCUCAAGCCGACAGAAGAAUGGAGACCCUCAGUUUAGUGACAGCAGCAGGCUGCCAGGCACUUGGUGUAUGUAUGCAUGUACAUGUAUGUAUGUAUGGACAUCUGUAGAUGUGGUAGUCUGUUUCCUUUUCCGGCGGUGCUUCGCGCGGGUGUUUCCGAUGAGGGGCAUUUAUUGCGAACCUAAAAGGAAGUUGCGG
Messenger RNA from Pisolithus orientalis, 1781 nucleotides. RefSeq lists its product as uncharacterized. NCBI's taxonomy places the organism in Eukaryota, Fungi, Basidiomycota, Agaricomycetes, Boletales, Pisolithaceae. Gene Ontology annotation, cellular component: endoplasmic reticulum membrane. The record is from RefSeq and is a predicted model, not a curated record. The transcript is spliced from 3 exons. Bases 476 to 1621 code for a protein of 381 amino acids.